UCAUCAGUAGCCAACUUCUGGGUUUUGCCAGCAUUAUUUAUGGCUUCCAUCUACUAGUAGUUUCUUUCUCUUUGUACCCUCCCCUCUAACUCUAUUCCUCAUCCACUACUUUUUCUUUCUCACUUAAUUUCUCCUUCACGUAAUUGUUACUAUAAUUAGAGCUCCGCUUUCUACUUUCAUCGUUUGUUUGUCCAUCUUCUAGUUCUUUCAUGGAUAACUUCAGCUUCAUCCUCGGCAUAAUUGGGAAUGUCAUCUCCAUACUUAUGUUCGCUGCUCCAAUAAAAACAUUCAAAAGGAUAAUCAAUAAGAAAUCAACAGAAGAUUUUAAAGGGAUACCAUACAUCACAACAUUACUGAGCACAAGUUUGUGGGCAUUUUAUGGGUUGCUCAAGCCUGGAGGUUUGCUAGUGGUCACAGUCAAUGGUAGUGGUGCCUUCUUUCACAUCAUAUAUGUCACUCUCUUUCUUAUCUAUGCCCCCAAAUCUCUUAAGAUUCAGUCAAUUAAACUGGUGGCAAUAAUAGAUAUAGCUUUCCUUGGGGUGGUAAUAGCAAUCACUUUACUUGCCGUGCAUGGAACCACUCGCUUGACAUUAGUCGGACUUUUAUGUGCUGGUUUGAAUAUUGGCAUGUAUGCAUCUCCUCUAGCAGCUACGAAAACUGUGAUAAAGAUGAAGAGUGUGGAGUACAUGCCAUUUUUCCUUUCCUUCUUCCAGUUCCUUAACGGAGGGGUAUGGACCGGUUAUGCAGUCCUUGUCAAAGAUUAUUAUAUUGGGGUGCCAAAUGGGAUAGGCUUCAUAUUGGGUGCGGCCCAACUAAUUCUAUACUUCAUCUACUACAAGUCCACCCCAACCCAAUCCACAGAGGAAAAUGAAGAAAAAGGCUCAAGCAACUUAGUAACAAGAGGAAUCUACAUGAAAGAUAUUGAUGAAGCCCAUGAGAAUGGCAAUAGUGGAAAUCUCCAAAAAGGGAAAAGCCUUCCCAAGCCAUAUUUAGUUCGUCAAUAUAGUGAGAAACUAGUGAAAACUCUCUCUAUUAGCCCAUCUUCUUUGAGCUCAUACAAUGAAGAUGAUAUUGAGAAAGGCCUCAAAGAUGCCCACUAAAUUUCUGAAUUUUAGAACGUCGUUCAUCCACGAUAAAGGCCCAAAAAAUAAUUUUUUUUCUUGUUGGGCCUUUAUGUAUAAGAUUGUGUAGUAAUAGCUGAAGCUCUAAAAUUGAGCUCCUCUUUUGUGUGCCUUGAAAGAAGAUUAUAUACAAUAAAUUUUGAUGUCUA
This is a messenger RNA of Lycium barbarum (goji berry), 1270 nucleotides long. RefSeq names its product bidirectional sugar transporter SWEET16-like. Lineage: Eukaryota; Viridiplantae; Streptophyta; Magnoliopsida; Solanales; Solanaceae. Gene Ontology annotation, molecular function: sugar transmembrane transporter activity. The record is from RefSeq and is a predicted model, not a curated record. The coding region runs from base 210 to 1100 and encodes 296 amino acids. Gene Ontology annotation, biological process: carbohydrate transport. Gene Ontology annotation, cellular component: membrane. The transcript is spliced from 6 exons.